This is a messenger RNA of Vollenhovia emeryi, 1496 nucleotides long. RefSeq names its product succinate dehydrogenase [ubiquinone] iron-sulfur subunit-like. NCBI's taxonomy places the organism in Eukaryota, Metazoa, Arthropoda, Insecta, Hymenoptera, Formicidae. Gene Ontology annotation, biological process: respiratory electron transport chain; aerobic respiration; tricarboxylic acid cycle. Gene Ontology annotation, cellular component: mitochondrial membrane. The record is from RefSeq and is a predicted model, not a curated record. The transcript has 5 exons. Gene Ontology annotation, molecular function: electron transfer activity; iron-sulfur cluster binding. The coding region runs from base 239 to 1408 and encodes 389 amino acids.
CAAAACGUAUCAAUUAAUAAACAAUUACGAUUUCAAAAACAUUCGAAGAAUCCAGAACGCGCGUGCAUAUGCAACACGUGUUAAAAUAUUCGCAGAUUCAAAACGCGUGGGGCGAAAAAAAAUUAUCGAGAAAGCACUAAGCUCUACGCUGAAAUUCGAGUUCUAGAUCGGCCAAAGCUGGCUUUAAAGACAUCGAAGGCGCCUCGACGUACAAAAUUGGUUGCAGACUGCAGUCCGCAUGAAGUUCGUCCGCUCGACGAUAUUUUGUUCGCGUGACGUUCAGCGAGUCGGCGAGAUAAACGCGGCGAGACGUAAUGAUCGUAAUCGCACGACGCGACAUCACAAAGGCACUGUCCUCGAGAUAAAAUCGUGCGCGAAGACGCGGAAGCGGCGCGGUAGGUCACUCGACAGGGGGUGGUGGGUCAUGUACGCUACCGUGAGCGGAAGCGCAUCCACGUGCCGCUUCUGGCCGCGCGGACUCGCGCGCAUUAUUCGCGGCUCGAGGCUGUCGACGCCGGCCGGGAAGACUCCAACCGAGGUGGACAAGGUGUUGGCGGCGGAGGUCGCGGGCAUCGCGGCGUGCAAAGCGCCUGUGAAAGAGGCAAAGGCCGAGCCGAGGCUGCAGACUGUGCGCGUGUAUCGAUGGAAUCCGGAAACGCCGAAAGUGAAGCCGUACAUGCAGCAGUUCAGCGUGGAUCUGAACAAGUGCGGCACGAUGGUGCUGGACGUGUUGACGUUUAUCAAGGCGCGGCACGACCCGACGUUGUCCUUCCGGCGGUCCUGCCGCGAGGGCAUAUGCGGAUGCUGCGCGAUGAACAUAGACGGCGUAAACACCCUGGCCUGCAUAACAAAGGCGAAAGAAUCUCCGCGGCCGCUGGUGAUCUACCCUCUACCGCACGCGUACGUGAUUCGAGACUUGAUACCAGAUAUGGAGCAGUUUCUUGGGCAAUUCCAAAAAAUCGAACCGUAUCUAAAGCGACCGGGUGAGGACGACUUCCUCGGUAUGCGGCAGCUUUUGCAAAGCCCAAGGGACAGGAGCAAGCUCGACGGCUUGUACGAGUGCAUAAUGUGCGCAUGUUGCACGUACUCGUGCCCUCCUUACUGGUGGCUCGGCGACAAGUACUUGGGUCCCGCGGUGCUCCUGCAGGCGUACAGGUGGGUGAUAGACUCGCGGGACAUGGCACACAAAGAGAGGCUGGCAAAGCUGCGGGACUUUUAUUCGGUUUAUCGAUGCCACACGAUCUUCAACUGCACCAAGACAUGCCCAAAGGGUUUGAAUCCGGGAAAAGCUAUAGCGCAGCUGAAACGUUUGCUGGCCGGACUUGCGAAGAAAGAGAAGCCAGACCUCGACACGACGCUUCCGAAUCCCUGCCACGGCGAAGAGCAAUAUUCGUGCAGAAAGGAAUAAAAAAAAAGUAGGACAAUACAGUUCGCGAAACGUUCAUCUUUAUUGUAUAGUGUCCAUCACUCGGAAUAAAGAAUUUUGCAUAAUUGAA